This is a messenger RNA of Priapulus caudatus, 7019 nucleotides long. Its product is annotated as serine/arginine repetitive matrix protein 2-like. The transcript is spliced from 4 exons. The record is from RefSeq and is a predicted model, not a curated record. Gene Ontology annotation, molecular function: U7 snRNA binding. Gene Ontology annotation, cellular component: U7 snRNP. Gene Ontology annotation, biological process: mRNA 3'-end processing by stem-loop binding and cleavage. Bases 141 to 7019 code for a protein of 2292 amino acids. Lineage: Eukaryota; Metazoa; Priapulida; Priapulimorpha; Priapulimorphida; Priapulidae.
AAAAUGUCAGCUCCCACCAAAGACGAAUAAGUGCUAAUGACCAAAAUGAGGACAGUAAAGCGUUUAAAAAACAGAAAUAGAAUAUAACUUUUUUUACUACCGUAUUUAACGUGACACGGCUGUUAUCUACGUUAUUGAAUAUGUCAGACUCGAGUACAGGAACACGUCAGUUGACAACCCAGCAGUUGCAGCAAGUCGUAAAAAAAAGAAGUGGAUCAUUGCCAUUGUUUGGUCGUACUACUAGUACUACUACUACUAGUAGUAGUACUAGUACUACUGUCAGUGUCAGUACUGAUACAAUGUCAGCAAAACUGUUGGCGGCAGAUGAACUUGAGAAGCAAAAUCCGGUUUCUAGUUCUAAGCCACAUGGAAAGUUUACAAAAAAUGCACAGAAAAAUGUAUUGCGUCAUAUGACAUCUGCGACUGGUCCUCUUGGUGUGCUGAACAAGUGCGUUCAGGAACGAAUCCGAGUUAAAGUUUGGACGAGAAGCUACAACCACAUUCGUGGUAUAUGUACGGGGUACAUUGUUGCCUUUGACAAGCAUUGGAAUCUUGCCAUGGUAGAUGUUGACGAAGUAUAUAUCAAUCCUAUGGCACGUAAAAAAGCAGAGGAAGAGAUUGCAAAAAAGAUAAAGAGGCAGGACAAGAAGCGUAGACACAGAAGAGCAACACAGCAACCUGUGAAUCUGCUAUCACCAUGGAUUCCAGUAGAUGAUGCUUCUGCCACAUUAGCCUCCAAGCCGUCUGAUGAUCGUGAAGGAGUGGGAACUACUGACACCCUUGAUCACAUUGCAACAGCCUUUGGUGCUACUCUAACCAACCCUGUCAAUUCUGUAGAGGACCGAGACAUCUCCAAAAACAACGCAGCCAAGAAGCCGGUUGACGUAGAGCGUCCAAACCGAGAAGCGAAGCUGAAGGAGAAGGCUCGCGCCUACGUCUUGCGAAAUACAACAGAAACCUCGGCAGUAAAGAAGACAGCGUCUGACAAACCGGCACCUGUCGCGUGCAGCCAACACCGUCAGAAGCCAGAUAAAGAGGGUGUAUCUACGGUUGAGGCGAUUACGGUUGCUGUUCAGAAACAUUGCGAUCUCCCGUGCGUAGCUGGCAUAAAGGAAAUAGCCGGGUGUGGUACAGUCGUCGGUGACAGCAGCAGCAGCACGGUGGAUAUAAAUUGUAACACGGCGAGGGAGGGAAGUGUGGCCGUGAAUGGUCACGUCGUUUCGCGCGGUGACGAUGCAUUCGUUCAGCCGCGUACUGUUCCGCAAAAGCAUAAGCCCGUAGUCAUGGCGACAGAUUUGCUCGACUUUGCUUGCUCCGGGGCGACUUUGAAAUCGGAUGUCGAAUUAUCCGAGGCUUCAGAUCCAGAGCAUUAUGAUGAGAGUGCGGUGUUUGGGCUUAGUCCGAUUAAAGCCGCUGGUCGAUUGUUGCAGUCCGGGAUGACUCCUGAAAAGCUGGUAUGUGAUAGCGACAGCAGUGAUGACAUUUAUAACUUUCUGGGCCAUCGAUCAGAUCUCGUGACCCAAACACACUUUGCUCAUGACGUGAAACCGAUCGCAGUUGCUCAGAAUCCGAUAGAAUUCUCCGUAGGUAUUCCAGUGGAUUGUCUAGCGUCAGCGCAAACUGACACGCCGCCACAUCUGCAAUAUUCCAAACUGAACAAUGCUCAAAAACCAACAGACGGUCAUGCUAUCAUCACCGGCAGCGCAGCAUCAGGUAACGUCUCGCCAGGCUGCACGUCUGAUGGUAGCUCUCUUGUGAUCGACCUUCAGGCGAGUCCAGCCAAGUCUGCUAGCUCCUCGUCCGGUAAGGCUGAGGUCUCCGUCUUCACUACCACUGACACUCUAUCUCCAAUCACUGCCCAUCGUGAGCUCGCGGAGGAGAACCCGUCAGCUUCGCCACGAAGAAACCCCAACACGAAUCUACUCAUAUCCGCCGAGAAUUACAGCAGGUCUUUGUUGGGCGGCGUCGGCGGCGACGUACUGGUUCAGGCGGACCAGCAUCGCGAGGUACCGGCGUCGCGAGAGGAGAUCCCUGUGAGGCGGCGGACGCACGUUCUCUCUUGCACGCAGCGGCUCGCCGACGAAUCGCGCGGCGCGCAUCUCGGCGUCACGCGGGAGUACAGAGAGACGACGCUCGUCUGCAUGGCGAACGUCGGCGGCGGUGACGGCGUCACCGAGAGUGACACGGACAGCCGCAGCCAGGACACGACGCUCGACAGUAGCGGAUUGACACUUGACGGCCGGGUUGACGAUCUGACGAUGGAUCGAUCCAGCGGCGGCGCUCGCCCGGUCUUGUCGAACGACGACGGGCCGCGUUCUGCGGGCGGAGAACAAGAGAACAUCAUUCCAGGAGGCGAUCGUAUUGGUCGCGAGGCAGUCGAGAUGAAGGUGCCGCCCACAGGGGCGCCACCUGGUGGCAGCAUCGUGGCAGAUGCGCUGCAACCGCGGCAGCUCCACCGCGGCGCCAGCACCGACCGAUCGAAGCACGCAGGAGAAUGCCGACGGGACGUCACUGCGUGUCGCCGCGACGAUAACACCACCAACAAAAGAACGCCUUUGCGGACGACGAGCGUCGACAACGACGACGAUGCAGAAGAUGAGAUUCCGCAGCUUGAUGGCACCUCCGAUGAGAAGGGGAAGCCAGCGGACAAAUCGAAAGUCGCCGCAAAGCGCACGGGAAAAGAAGACGAGGGUAGAAGGAAACCAGAAAAGGAACUCGGCGAGAGAGACGGCGAGAGGAGGAAAUCAUCGGCGGGAGCCGCGAACAAGUUGUCGCCCGAGCGGAUGGACUGUGACAAUAUCGCGAGUGACGGUGGCGGUGACGUGCAGACGGGCGGAGUCUGUGAGGACGACGUGCUAGCGCUGUGCGUGAGCGAGAACGAGUGCAUCUCGGACACCGAGGGUUUCUCCGAUCGCACCCCGAAGAAACGCAACGUCGCGGAGCAGGCGAGCCGUCGUCGCCGGAGCAAGGUUCCGUCAGACGACGGUGAUCGUACGAGCGAACGAUCGAGUGAUUCCGGCGAUGGACGGCGACAUGGACGCGAUGACAUCAAGAUGGCAGCCGCGGCCGCGCCCGAUAGUUCGCGGGGUAGCCGCGAGGGUAGCAUCGCAUCCAGCUUUGGGAGUAUGCACACCCGCUCAGAGAGCAGUGGCGACGACAGCAUGAGCGAGGAAGCGUUGGAUGUAACCCUGGAAAGAACAGGCGAGUCGAAUGCUAGGGAUCGCUCGUCCGAAGGACCGGCUCGGACCAGAAUGGAAGCGAAAGUGCAAUCGGGCGCCAAGGAACGUGACGUGGGUUUGGGUGGGAGCAAGUCUGGCACAAAGUCGGCGUCUACCGCUGGCCAUCCCGGUAACAGUGGCUCUAAUAUUGGCUGUGAUGUGAACAUGAACAAGCAAGUGGACGAGAGCUUAUCCGAAGGUGAACUAUCGAGUUCGUCGGGUGACGAAAACACCACCUCCCAUGUCACUCGUGCUGACAGAGGGGCUGAGGUGGACUGCAGCAUCGCUAGUAAGUUCGACAAGGAAACGCCUGCCCGUGUUUCUACUCACACCAAAGACGAACGCAGUGACCGUCGUAAAGGAAAGCUACCAUCUACCAACAUGAAAGAGUCCCACACAGACAGCCACAAAGGAAAGCCUGCGUCUACUCCCACGGACAAUUCCCGCAGUGAAAGCCACAAAGCUAAGGCAGCAUCUACACACAGGGAUGACUAUCGCAGUAAAAGCCACGAAACCAAGGUGGCAUCUACUCACGCAGACAAUUCCCGCAGUGAAAGCCACAAAGCUAAGGCAGCGUCUACUCAUCGCAGAAAGCCGGCAGCUACGGAGCCUGCAGGGCGCACCGCUUCUGACGGCAAGCCACGAGCCAGAGGUACCGAGGCGAUGGUGAAGGCCGUCGAUGAGAUGCGUGAAGCCAACGAUCUUUCGGACGGCGAGCUCGCGGAGGAGGAGGAGAGUGAAGGCGAGGACCUCGACAAGCUCGCGAUGAAGCUGCAGAUGCUGCAGAAGGAGCUGCUGCUGCUCGCCGAGGAAGAGAAGCAGAAGAAGUCUGCCGUCGUCACGGCAACGACGAGCGAGUCGAGAGACGGCGGGGAGAGGCCGGUGUCGAGUCCGGUGCAAAAGUCUGGCGAUCUGGUCGAGGAGAAGCUGAACAGGGCUUCAUCAAACGACAGGAAAGCUUCAGGGCUCCCUGUGGUGAGUCGUCACAGCAGGGAUAUCACGUACCACGAAACAAGCUCUACCUCCUCAGGAAGCAAGGUGAAGGGGAAGCCAUCCAAGGAGGAUUUAAAGAAGAAGAAGAAGAAACACGAGCGAGGAACGGAAGCAGACACGGUCGAAAAACAACGAAGGCAUGCCGAAGGUGCUGGUGGCAACAGUUCGAGCGAAGUGAAAACGCGAUUGACGGAUGACAAGGAAAGGAACAGAGAUAAGCAAAAGAAGCAUACCACAACAGAUGAAACCAGCCGGAAAAGAAAGCUCGAAAGAUCCUCGGAUAAGCUCAGUCAUCCUGAAAAGCGGAGAAAGGCCAACAUCCACGAAGAGCACGAAAAGCCAGCGCCGACCCAACCUCUUGCGCAAAAAACCAAAGUUUUCCCGGAAAAGCCGAAGCUUAUUAAAGACUCGAAGCCAUCUGGCGAAAGUAGGAGAAACGCUCGAGACGAGGACCCAGCGAAGGAGCACAAGCGUGUAUCCUCCGCGGGGAAGCCCAGCGAGGAACGGCGAGUCACCGUCAGCAAGGUCGAAGUCGCGGCUGCAGACAAGAAAGCGAGAGACGACCGUGUGAGCAUCUCACGUUCCGUGAAGACAGAUACUGCAGACGCCGAGCGAAGGCAACGCUCACCCUCCGACCCCAGGUCAGACAAGUCAAAAUCGAGAUGGCAUCUUGAGUCGCGAGACGUCGAGACGAGGUCGCGAGACGUCGAGACGAAGUCGCGAGGCGCGGAAUCCCGGCUUGCCGAGCGGGAAAAAGGCGUCGAUAAGUCGCGGCGACGCGACGAGGGAGGCGCUGUGGCCGGUUCGCUGACUGGCAGACGAUCGUUAGCGGAGGAUGUAGUCGCAGCAUCGUUAGUGAAGCAGUCGAGCAGCAGACACAAGCCAGAGGCAAGCGGCGCCGAAAAAUCGGAAGCGAGCAGGAAAGCCGAGCCGACGUCGGAGAGAAGGAGGCGGGGUUCGGACGAGAGACCGCAGACGCGAGUCGUGGAGAGAGACAAAGCCGAUCGAAAGCGGGACGGGAAGGAAGUCGCGAGAGCCGACACGCAGAAGUACGCAGACUCGGGAAAGCCCAGAGACAAACGCCGGGAAGACGACCGGGUUCCGACGGGAUCGAACAAAGACCGAAGGGCGUCGUCCCAGACCGGAUCGCAAUCAGACGUCUCACAUCGCCGCUCUUCUGGCAAGCAGAGGGACAGAAGUUCGCAGGCGGGGUACUCCGACGACGAGAGCUCGCAUCAGAUGAGCUUCGUGGGACGACGCGUGUUUCACGAGGAGCCGUCGUCACGGCGACGCAGCCUCGGCCACGACACGUACAAGUCAUCGGGCCGAAGUUCCCCGGCGGACGCGCGGAGACCGAACGUUCGCGCGCGCGACUUCUCGCCCGGUUCCACGUCGAAGGAGAGGAGAAGAGAGAAACCGGAAGGAAAGUUGGCGAGGAGGGUUCGAGGAUCUCCGUCGUUCUCUCCACUGAGCUGUGAGAGAGCGUCGAGGAGGACUCAGGAGGAGAUGGCGCCACUGAGCGGUGAGAGAGCGUCGAGAAGGAGGCAGGAGGGGACGGCGCAGUGGCAGCGCUCGCUGAGCCGCUCUCGCACAUCGCCACGGUCCGAUCGGUCAGGAAGGAGAUACACCCCGCGGCCGGAAGCGUCCGGGAAACGGGAAUCGCUCGAGCGGGCACGCAGGGUGCGGUCGGCCCGGGACGAUUCUCCUCGCUUCGAAGUCUCCGGGAAGCGAGCGUCGUUGGAGGGAUCGCGGCGGCGGGGACGCUCGGCCUGGGACGAUUCCCCGUCCUCGGACAACUUCCCGAGAUACGAGUCGCCGGCGACCGAAUGGCGAAGGUCGGCAAGGUCGAGUCGCGCCGACUCGGCGAGGUCGUCCACGUCAAGAGAGGGCGCCAGUUGGCGCAACAGCUCGCCAGACGAACCAAGCAGGCAGCUGUCGUUCGUCGGACGCAUGCUGAACAGACGCGCGUCGCCCGACGCGCCUGCGCCGCGCACCGACCCCUCCAGGAGGCGCCGGUCUCCGGCGACACGAGAGCGGGGGCACGAUGGCGGCGAGGCAGCAGCAAGGGACGGCAGACGAGAACACCAGACGCAGCGGCGGGCGUCGCCGGGACCCGAGUCCGCGCGGACCGACGCGCGACGGACAUCGCGCGACGCCGACAGAUCUCAGGCAUCAACGUCGACGAGCCGCACGAACAAAGAGGGCGCCACUGGAGUGACAGAUCUCCGAGCGAAGUUGGACAAGAGGGUGUUGAAGGAGCCGAAAACGGAAAAAUCGAGGGAUGUGGAUCAGGGGGAGAGGCGAUCGGAGGCGAAAACGAAGGCAAAGCUAACGUCUAGGUCCGACAAGGGGGUCAGGGAGGCCACAGAACUAGACCGGAAGAGGAGCAAACACAUGGAUGGUGCUAAAGAGAAGUCUCAGGGCAUAGACAUCAAGCGCAACGAACAACGUAAGAUCCAGAGUGUGGCCGGCUUGAGCAACUACGAACUGGAGGCUUCGGGCGAUGGUAAAACCCGAAGUGAGACUCGGCCGAUCUCUGACAGUGGUACGGACGUACCGAAACGAAGCUCUAAGUCUUCCCGCAGGCAUGAUGCCACAAAAACGAAGCCGAGCAAACCUCGCGCGAACGAUGCAGAUGGCAGCGAGGGGAAAUCGUCACAAGAGUGCACCGCUAGCAAACGUGAGGGUGUGACGGAGGCAUUGGUUCAGUGUCCAGGACUUGGAGAUUCUGCCAAUCUGUUGCAACGGCAUGUCAACCAAAUGUUCGUCAAGGGCGAUAACGUUGUGAUGGUGUCCAUAGCAGAUUGA